AUGGGGAUGUGUUCAAGACAAGAGAGAAUACAAAAAGACGUCGACAUCGUAAUUCAAAAGUGCAAGGCAGAGAAAGACUGCCUUUUCUCUGGUGAGUGUGUCUUGUGUGCAGAGGUGACAGUGUAACGUUACGUGUUCCACCCAGGUUAAUAAAACCGUAAGGUGUAUGCUGAUUCACACACACUCAUCCGUUUCGUCCUUGUCCUCAAUAGCAAAAAAAAGCAUCUUCUAGACCCGACAAUUGUCAAUAUCACAAAUGAAUCUAAUCGUAGACCGACAUUUUAUUUGAAAGGUGUGUGCGAUGAUUAAAUUGGUAAAAACCUAACAGUGUCUGGGGUUAUCAUUACAUUUUAGUCUGGCAAAACAUUUUGCCUUGGUACGGAACGUUUUAAAUUAUACUAAUUAUUAGAAAUAAUUUGAAUUAGAAUGGAGCAGAAAAAGAACAUGAAUAUGCAUGUCAUGAUGACACUAGGUUUUGGGUAAACAUCCCUACAGAUUGACAAACAGCCAAAAUAUUGACACCAGCCGUAGCUUGUCUAUUUGCCUAUCGACGUUAGUUGGACCGGACAUAGGCUAACGGUUGUGGUAAACUUAUACUGAACAAAAAUAUGAACGCAACAUGUAAAGUGUUGGUCCCAUGUUUCAUGAGCUGAAAAAUAAAAUAUACCAGAAUGUUUUCCAUAUGCACAAAAAUCUUAUUUCUCUGAAAUGUUGUGCACAAAUUUGUUUACAUCCCAGUUAGUGAGCAUUUCUCCUUAGCCAAGAUAAUCCAUCCAUCUGACAGUUGUGGCAUAUUAAGAAGCUGGGGACAAAUAAGGCCACUCUAAAAUGUGCAGUUUUGUCACACAACACAAUGCCACAGAUGUCUCAAGUUGAGGGAGCUUGCAUUUGGCAUGGUGACUGCAGGAACGUCCACCAGAGCUGUUGCCAGAGAAUUGAAUGUAAAUUUUUCUACCAUAAGCUGCCUCUAACAUAAUUUUAGAGAAUUUGGCAGUUUGCCCAACCUUCCUCACAACAGCAGACCACGUGUAACCACGCCAGCCCAGGACCUCCACAUCCGGCUUCUUCACCUGCGUGAUCGUCUGAGACCAGCCACCUGGACAGCUGAUGAAACUGCAAAAUGUCUGCACAAACUGUCAGAAACCGUCUCAGGGAAGCUCAUCUGCGUGCUCGUCAGGGAAGCUCAUCUGCGUGCUCGUCGGGGAAGCUCAUCUGCGUGCUCGUCAGGGAAGCUCAUCUGCGUGCUCGUCGGGGAAGCUCAUCUGCGUGCUCGUCAGGGAAGCUCAUCUGCGUGCUCGUCGGGGAAGCUCAUCUGCGUGCUCGUCAGGGAAGCUCAUCUGCGUGCUCGUCAGGGAAGCUCAUCUGCGUGCUCGUCAGGGAAGCUCAUCUGCGUGCUCGUCAGGGAAGCUCAUCUGCGUGCUCGUCAGGGAAGCUCAUCUGCGUGCUCGUCAGGGAAGCUCAUCUGCGUGCUCGUCAGGGAAGCUCAUCUGCGUGCUCGUCAGGGAAGCUCAUCUGCGUGCUCGUCAGGGAAGCUCAUCUGCGUGCUCGUCAGGGAAGCUCAUCUGCGUGCUCGUCAGGGAAGCUCAUCUGCGUGCUCGUCAGGGAAGCUCAUCUGCGUGCUCGUCAGGGAAGCUCAUCUGCGUGCUCGUCGUCCUCGCCAGGGUCUGGACCUGACUACAGUUCGGUGUCGUAACCGACUUCAGUGGGCAAAUGCUCACCUUCGAUGGCCACUGGCACGCUGGAGAAGUGUGCUCUUCACGGAUGAAUCCCGGUUUCAACUGUACCGGGCAAAUGGCAGACAGUGUGUAUGGAGUCGUGUGGGCGAGCGGUUUGCUGAUGUCAACGUUGUGAACAGAGUGCCCCAUGGUGGGGUUAUGGUAUGGGCAGGCAUAAGCUACGGACAACUAACACAACUGCAUUUUAUCGAUGGCAAGUUGAAUGCACAGUGAUACGGUGACGAGAUCCUGAGGCCCAUUGUCGUGCCAUUCAUCUGUCGCCAUCACCUCAUGUUUCAGCAUGAUAACGCACGGCCCCAUCUCGCAAGGAUCUGUACACAAUUCCUGGAAGCUGAAAAUGUCCCAGUUCUUCCAUGGCCUGCAUACUCACCAGACAUGUCACCCAUUGAGCAUGUUUGGGAUGCUCUGGAUCGACGUGUACGACAGUGUGUUCCAGUUCCCGCCAAUAUCCAGCAACUUCGCAGAGCCAUUUGAAGAGGAGUGGGACAACAUUCCACAGGCCACAAUCAAUAGCCUGAUCAACUCUACGCAAAGGAGAUGUGUCGCGCUGCAUGAGGCAAAUGGUGAUCACACCAGAUACUGACGUUAUUAUUAUUUUUUGGUAUCUUUGACCCGCAGAUGCAUAUCUGUAUUCCCAGUCAUGUGAAAUCCAUAGAUUAGGGCCUAAAUAUUUUAUUUGUUAAUUGACUGAUUUCCUUAUGAACUGUAACGCCAGUAAAAUCUUUGAAAUUGUUGCGUUUAUAUUUUUUUCAGUGUAACGUUGGCCGACAAUUUACCUAAUUUACAUAAUUUGUUAGUCAGUAGAACCCCCUUUUGAUGUUUCCAUGGAAACUGCAUUUGUUGAAAGGGUAUUUUUUUCCUAUGGUCUUGGCGUGGCAGUGGCUUGGUUAAUAACCCUCCUCUUGGUUUCUGUUCUGUUUCCCCUCUUAUUUAUUUCAGAUUUCAGAUACACUGACGCCACCUUCACCUUCACCUAUUCCAAAGGCUCCAGAAGGUACAGUACAACGUUCAGAGAUGACUCAUUCUGUAUCCUACUGGGCCACGGCUUGCCUACUGGUUGUCCAGAUGUGGUCCUCUGUAGCUCAGUUGGUAGAGCACGGCGCUUGUAACGCCAAGGUAGUGGGUUCGAUCCCUGGGACCACCAAUACACAAAAAUGUAUGCACGCAUGACUGUAAGUCGCUUUGGAUAAAAGCGUCUGCUAAAUGGCAUAUUAUUAUUUAUUAUUAUUAUG
Messenger RNA from Coregonus sp. 'balchen', 2968 nucleotides. NCBI's taxonomy places the organism in Eukaryota, Metazoa, Chordata, Actinopteri, Salmoniformes, Salmonidae. The record is from the annotation of a GenBank genome assembly.